AACAACAUAGCAACAACCUUAUAAAGGAAAAGAUGCUCCCUCUCUCUGGCUUCAGUUCAUACAGCAAGUGAAGUCAACACCACAGUCCUCUCAGACAACAUGCUCAGCCUCAUUAAACUGCCCAGAGUCUUCACCAUCCACCAAGUCCCAAAAGUGUUCCAUGAGGACAGCAUCAUCUCAGGCUACCGACACCCUCGCAGCUCAGCCACUGACUGCAUCCUCAGCCUCUUCCAGCUGACCAAUGAAACGCUCAAUAUCUGGACACACUUCCUGCCCACAUGGUACUUCUUAUGGAAGCUGCUGACGGUGGUCCUGAUGCGAGACGUGUGGAGCGACUCGUUCACAUGGCCCCUCCUGGUGUUCCUGAUGUCGUGCUGUGUGUACCCGCUGGCCUCUAGCUGUGCCCACACCUUCAGCACCAUGUCAACACGCGCACGACACAUCUGCUUCUUCUUCGACUACGGAGCUCUGAGUCUCUACAGCCUGGGCUCUGCCAUAACAUAUUCUGCCUACGUGAUUCCUGAUAAGUGGGUGAACAAUUUGUUCCACCAGUACUAUAUCCCCAUCGCUGUGGUAAACACUGUCAUCUGUACCGCCUUAGCCUGCUACUCCAGGCUUGGUUUACCAUAUAUCCAAUAUAACCAUCACAUCAUAAAAAGAUUCUCAGAGUGUAAGAGCCCAAAGUUUGGCAAAUUUCUCCGCAUUCUAGCUUUCGCAUUACCCUACCUGUUCGACAACAUUCCUCUCUUCUACAGGCUCUACUUGUGUGUGGGUGAGGGCUGCACUGACAACGAUACCAACGCUCUCCACCACACCCACAUCGCCCUGGCCUUCUUGACCGCAUUCCUCUUCGCCACACACCUACCAGAGCGCCUGGCCCCCGGCAGCUUCGACUACAUAGGUCACAGCCACCAACUGUUCCAUGUGUUCGGCAUAAUCGGCACUCAUUUCCAGAUGGAGGCCAUUGAGCAGGACAUGGUGACGCGACGCCCGUGGCUCCUCACGUACUCUCUGCCCAUCACCUUCACCAACACACUGGGGGCGGCACUGCUGAGUGUAACCCUCAGCCUUGGCAUCAUCUUCCUCUUUAGUCUGCCUCUGCUCUGGUCAGCCACCCGGGGGAGAACACACUGAGAAGACACAGUCACAUCCAAUAGCCAAGGGCUGCCAGUACCACUAGCACUAGCCACAUGCUAAUGACAAUGUAUAUGGGAUGUAGGAACUGGAUGGUUCAGUUGGUGGAGCAUGGUGCCUGUAAUGCCAGGAUUGUGGAUUUGAUUCACAGGGCCACCCACAAGAAAAAUGUAUACAAACAUGAAUGUAAGUCACUUUGGAUAAGAGCGUCUGCUAAAUGGCAUAUAUUUGUAUUCUAUUACUAUGAUUAAACUGGACACUGUGGUGGGGUGGGCUUGGGAGAAGAGGUGAACAACUGAAGUGAACCACUAUGGCUUCUUGGUGUUGGACAGAGGUGAAGUCCUGACAAGAUACAAUGUGGAAGGAGCAAUGAACUGUUCUUCACAUUGUCAACACGGAUGAAUAAACUGGUAGCUGAACAAGAGCUCCAUAUAUACUGCAAUGAGGGACAGACAGAGUUAGUGGUAUCUUUGGUAGUAUUACAUUGACUAUAGGACAAGUACACAGUACUAAACACGUAGGCCUUGCUUUUGUUCGCUGAUUUACCAACGCUACUGAGGAGCAGGAAGAGACUGAAGCAGUUGGAAGUCAAGCUGUAUAUGAAGAAUCAAUCCACUGAGGAGCAGGAAGAGACUGGAGCAGUUGGAAGUCAAGCUGUAUAUGAAGAAUCAAUCCACUGAAUGUUACAUGAAGAUGAAUUUUCAAUAUUCCUUCAAUUUAGUUUUUCUUUUUAAACACUAUUUUUAUACUAAAUAUAUUUAUCACUUGAUCAUUUUUAUACACAAACAAUGGAUAUGUACCACAAACACAUCAACAAUUUUAGGACCACAGUCUGUAGCCUAAGGGCUGUUAAGUAGAGGGUUUUGGUAGUAAAUUGUAAACUAAAAUCAGCACUGAAGGAUACAGUAACUUAUUAAUGAAGUGUACAGUAUGUAUGAUGGUCAGCUACUAAAGUGAAGCUGCCUUUUAGAGAUAAAAUUAUACAUGUCAGAUCUUUCCUGUAAACCUGUUAAGUACAGUAUUAUUUAAAGCAUCACCAAGACAUCAUAGUUCUCCGUUACACAUUAAACGUUUUCUUUGGCUCCUGUAAAUCUUGUCUCAUUUAAGUUCAUAUAUUUUGAAAUGUUAUUUAUUGUGAAUUCUCAUAAAUAAAAGGUGUCUGUGUA
This is a messenger RNA of Oncorhynchus tshawytscha (Chinook salmon), 2300 nucleotides long. Its product is annotated as membrane progestin receptor gamma-B. The record is from RefSeq and is a predicted model, not a curated record. Gene Ontology annotation, cellular component: membrane. Gene Ontology annotation, molecular function: signaling receptor activity. NCBI's taxonomy places the organism in Eukaryota, Metazoa, Chordata, Actinopteri, Salmoniformes, Salmonidae. The transcript is spliced from 8 exons. Bases 100 to 1134 code for a protein of 344 amino acids.